Molecule: messenger RNA, 2619 nt
Organism: Ornithodoros turicata
Lineage: Eukaryota; Metazoa; Arthropoda; Arachnida; Ixodida; Argasidae
Exons: 1
Coding region: 1-2619 (872 amino acids)
Biological process (GO): DNA integration
Molecular function (GO): nucleic acid binding
Source: RefSeq, a predicted model, not a curated record
AUGGUGCAGAAUAACAUAAUUGCGCCAGUGACUGAGCCAUCCGAGUGGGUUCAUCCCAUCGUUGUCGUCACUAAAAAGAACGGAGCAGUACGUCUGUGCCUUGACCCAAGGAACCUGAACAAAGCCUUGAAGAGACAGCACUACCCCAUACCAGUUGCUGAGGAGCUCUUCGCUAGCCUCGAUGGCUCCACAGUUUUUUCGGUGCUGGACGCGAAAAGUGCCUUAUGGCAGCUCACCCUCGACGAACCUAGUUCACGACUCUGUACUUUCACAACACCAAGGGGUCGUUACCGUUUUCUCAGAGUCCCAUUUGGACUAGCUAACGCACCUGAACUGUUCCAACAGGCUAUUGACAGAGUGUUUGAAGGACAGACUAUCGUAAAACCCUAUUUUGAUGACAUCCUCAUAGCUUCAAAAACGUCGAAAGACCACGCGGCCCAUCUCCGAGCUGUUUUGACCAUCGCUAGAGACAACAAUUUGAAGCUCAACAAGGCAAAACUGAAGGUGGGACUCCCGUCAAUUACGUACUUGGGACAUAAGCUUUCAUCGGAAGGGUUAGCUCCAGACCCUGACAAAGUGCAAGCCAUCAAGGCCAUGCCAGCUCCUUCAGACAAGUCAGAGUUACAAAGAUUCCUAGGCAUGGUAACUUAUCUAAUGAAGUUUGUACCGAAUUUGUCGACGAUUACAAGCCCCUUACGGGAGCUUCUCAAAGAAGAUGUGGCAUGGCAUUGGACAACACAGCAACAAGAGGCCUUCAACCUCCUCAAGCAAAAGCUCUCUACAGCGCCUGUACUUCGGUACUUCGAUCCAACGAAACCUAUCACAAUCUCAACAGAUGCCAGUUCAUUUGGCAUGGGAUCUGUUUUGAUGCAGGAGCGUAAACCAGUUGCAUAUGCAUCAGCAGCUUUGACCCCUCCUCAACAGCGCUAUGCGCAAAUAGAAAAAGAACUUCUAGCUGUGGUGUUUGCAUGUGAACGGUUUCAUUAUCAUGCACUAGGCCGCUGUGUGACUGUUGAGACAGACCACAAACCGCUAAUAGGACUACAGAGCAAGGACUUGACAAAAAUGUCACCGAGACUGCAAAGGCUGUUGCUUCGACUUCAAGGGUACAGCAUUAAACUCGUGUAUGUCCCAGGAAAGCAAUUAACUGUCGCUGAUGCACUUUCGAGGGCUCCAGAUCCAGCAUCCAGGGUCCAAACUGCAGACGCUGAUCCAGGGCUUCUGGUGUCCACCUUGGUGCAAGCGUCUCCUACCAAACUCAAACAAAUUCAAGAGGCAACCAGUCGAGAUCCAGCUCUACAGCAACUAGCCAAGUAUAUUCAACAAGGAUGGCCAGAGCAUAUGGCUGAUGUUCACCCUACGGCAAGACCAUAUUUUCAUGUAAGAAGUGAACUCGACGUUACAGAUGGCUUCGUUUGUUUGGGACAGCGCUUAGUUAUCCCAGCUGAUCUUCAAGCAGAUGUUCUUCGAAAAGUUCACCAAGCACAUCGGGGCAUUGUCGCAUUUAAAAGGCUGGCAGGCGAGAGUGUCUAUUGGCCAACUCUCAACAAGGACGUUGAGGACCUAGUGUCUAGCUGCAUCAUUUGCCAGUCUGGCCAGAAAGCAAACCCCCACCAACCACUGCUUGACAGAGAUCUUCCAACUCGACCAUGGGAAAAGUUAGCUGUUGAUCUUUUCCAUUGUCAAGGUGCCACGUACAUCCUUGUUGUUGAUUAUUUUUCGAAAUACGUCGAAGUGAAGCGUAUGGACACUACAACUGCAACAUCUGUAAUACUUUUUCUCAAGGACAUUUUUGCUCGUUUUGGGAUCCCCACUGUUCUCGUUUCGGACCAGGGUCCACCAUUCAGUUCUGAAUCUGUUAAGACGUUUUUGCAAGAAUGGGAUAUUGAUCAUGAGCCAUCCUCACCAGGGUACCCACGGUCCAACGGCCAGGUAGAACGAACGAUUCAAACUUUCAAAUCCAUGCUGAUUAAGUCUUACAGCGAAGGCAAGGACUUAUCAGUGGUCCUGUUAAACUACCGAGCUACCCCGAAUAUUGGAUCCCUUUCACCAGCAGAAUUGCUGAUGGGAAGAAAACUUCGAACCUUUGUGCCAACCCUGCCACAAAACCUGGAUCCCCUAUUCUCGACGGAUGCUCAUCGACAGCUUCUGAAGCGUAGGCAGAGAGCACAGCACAAGCAUGGCGAUAACCACACCCGAAUGCUAUCGACACUUGAGAGGUGUCAGCCGGUGUGGCUGAAGCACAAGAAGUCCUGGCAAAAAGGAGUAAUCAUUCAGGUUGGACCUGAGCCAAGGCGCUACACAGUGCGAACCACCAGUGGUGCUGUGUAUGUACGUAACCGUGUUCAUCUGAGGCCACGAGUCCACGUGACUGAUGGUUAUCGUAGUUCUCCUGAAGACUACAAUAUACGGGACUUUCUUCGACCUACAAAUGCAAGUGAUCUACAGCUACCAGCUGAGGAUACCGACACUCGCCGUAUUGAAGCAAGGGAUCUACAGCCAUUAAGCGAUGCGAGCCAUUGUCGUGCCGAAGUGGGUCAAUCUCCAACGUAUCCUGUAACUCGCUCAGGAAGGACCAUACGUCCACCUACAAGAUACCAGGACUAUAUUACUAAGUAA